This is a messenger RNA of Heteronotia binoei (common prickly gecko), 596 nucleotides long. Its product is annotated as claudin-16-like. Gene Ontology annotation, biological process: bicellular tight junction assembly; cell adhesion. The coding region runs from base 132 to 596 and encodes 154 amino acids. Gene Ontology annotation, molecular function: structural molecule activity. Gene Ontology annotation, cellular component: plasma membrane; bicellular tight junction. The record is from RefSeq and is a predicted model, not a curated record. The transcript is spliced from 4 exons. NCBI's taxonomy places the organism in Eukaryota, Metazoa, Chordata, Lepidosauria, Squamata, Gekkonidae.
CCAAAACUCGUCUGGUGGCAUCUGAAAACUCUUGAAGUACACAUCAUCAUUUUCUCCAGACCUUCCAGCGACUCCCUUCAAGAAGAUGAAGGCUUGAAGAUCUGGUCCACCCAAAAUCAAGAGCUCUCCACAUGGCUGCGCUGGUGCAGAUGAUGUCUUUCUCGGUGGCUUUCGUCUCCACCCUCUUCCUGGUCGCAGCCACUUGGACUGAUUGCUGGAUGGUUAAUGUCGAUGACAGCUUAGAGGUCAGCCACAAGUGCCGUGGGCUUUGGAGGGAGUGCGUCAGCAACUUGAAGGAUGGCAUCAAGACCUGUGACCCGUAUGAUUCCAUUUUAGCAGAACAUCCUCUGAAGAUUGUGGUGACUCGCGCCUUGCUGAUCACAGCAGACAUCCUCUCGGGCUUCGCUUUGGCCCUGCUGGGCUUGGGUCUCGACUGCAUCAAGUUCCUGAAGGACGAGCCACAAAUCAAGCUGAAAAUGCGCUAUUUGUCUGGAUUGGUCCUCGGAGUCGGAAGUAAGUCAUUGGGGAAGCUUGCGCAGCUCCUAUCAAAACCAAACUUCUUCAGGACAAUACUAGAGAUACCAGCUUGGGGCUGA